This is a messenger RNA of Blepharisma stoltei, 396 nucleotides long. The record is from the annotation of a GenBank genome assembly. NCBI's taxonomy places the organism in Eukaryota, Ciliophora, Heterotrichea, Heterotrichida, Blepharismidae.
AUGUCUUCCUUAAACGAAAUUCGCCCGUUUGUUUGUUCGAUAUGUCAAGCCAAGUUCAAGAAUAAGCAAUUCCUUCAAAGGCACAUGAUUUCUCAUACUUCUCUCAGAAGUUUUAUAUGUGAUAUUUGUGGUAAAACUUAUAAAUACAAAAAAGGGUUAAACAGGCACAUACAAAAAGUCCACACAGAAAUGUGGGAAUCAAUGAAACAGCAGCACCCUCGGAAAAGAUGCAACACUUUUGAUGUUGGCCACUUUUUAUCUCUUGAAGAGGACUCUUCAUACAAGAUAGACGAAGCACUUGAAAAUCAAGUUUUUAAAGAGGUCUCAGUCAAUGAGAAUGUCAAUAUAGAAGAUGCAACUUGUAGAGUUAUUUUUACAUCCCCAUUCCCUGCUUAA